Messenger RNA from Quercus lobata, 2688 nucleotides. Its product is annotated as putative disease resistance protein RGA3. The coding region runs from base 1 to 2688 and encodes 895 amino acids. NCBI's taxonomy places the organism in Eukaryota, Viridiplantae, Streptophyta, Magnoliopsida, Fagales, Fagaceae. The record is from RefSeq and is a predicted model, not a curated record. The transcript is spliced from 2 exons. Gene Ontology annotation, molecular function: ADP binding.
AUGGCAAACGAAAUUAAGAUUAUCUGCAAAUCAUUAAAUAGACUUAAAGGUGACAUUGCUAGUUAUGAAUUUCGAGCAGAGUUUGAGAAUUUGAUUCCUGAGAUUAGCUUUAACAUGGAGAUAGACUCCUUCCUCAAUGAUUCAAAAGUUAACCAAAAUUUUAAAAAUAACAUUGUUGAAGCAACCUAUUGUGAUAGAGUGACAGAAAUCACGAAGACUUUUACUCAAUAUGAAUUAACAGAAUAUGAAUGUUGGCUCAAAUUCAAGAAAAGAGCAUCUGCAAAUGAAAGACUUCUAGCUCUAGAUUUGGAGAAAAUUGGAAAGGAGAUUGUUAAAAAAUGUAAAAGGGUUCCAUGGGCUGUAGAAUUUUUAGGGAGAAUAAUGUACUUUAUACAUGAUAAAGGUGAAUGGCUAUCAAUUCAAAAUAAUAAAAAUUGGGAUUUACUGGACAAUAGAAAUAAUGGAGUGUUUCACAUAUUAAAGUUAGGCCAUGAUCAUCUUCGAACACCAUCUUUGAAACGAUGUUUCGCAUACUGUGCAGUUUUCCCUAAAGAUUAUAACAUGAAAAAGGAUGAAGUAAUUCAGCAUUGGAUGGCUGAAGGGUUCCUUGAACCAUCAAAAGAAGGUAAUACAGUGAUGGAAGAUAUUGGUAACGCGUAUUUCAAUAUUUUGUUGGCUACUUCCUUUUUCCAAAAUGCUAGAAAGGAUGCCUGUGGUGAUAUUAUUAGUUGCAAAAUGAAUAAUUUGGUGCAUGAUUUUGCCUUUUCAAUUUCAAAAUUUGAAAUUCUAAUUUUGAAGGGAGAUUCUGUGGAUAAUGUUAGUAAAGUACAACCUUUAUUUGUCCGAUCUGAUGGCAAAACAAGACCAAGAACUUCAUUUAGUGGAGAUAGUUCCAUAAAAAUGCGCACAUUAAUUUCAGAAAAUCUAGACUUUGAUGACAUCUCAUCAAAUUUUAAAUGCUUACGUGUUUUAAAAUUAUCCGGGCAUAGUAUAAUAAGGUUGCCAAAUUCAAUUGAGCAGUUGAUAAAUUUGAGGCUUCUUCACAUCUUGCACACUGAAAUUGAGGAAUUUCCAAAAUCCAUUACCAAACUCUACAAUUUGCAAACUUUAAGAAUCGAAGAUUGCCCUAAACUCAUGAAGCUUUCAGAAGACCUAUGCAAUUUGAUUAACUUGAGACAUAUUAGUAUUAAUAUUGGUCUUUUGAUAAAGUCAUGGUACAGAGAUAGUCUACUAAAAAAUAUGGGACGGUUGACUUGCCUUCAAACAUUGAAUUCUUUUAGUGUGGGUCGAGAUGAAGGUUAUAGGAUUAAAGAAAUGGGACCCUUAAAGAAUCUCAGAGGAGAAAUAAACAUAUACAAUUUAGAGACGGUGAAAGAUGAGGAAGAAGCCAAAAGUGCAAAAUUAAAAGAAAAGGAAAUAUUCAAGUUGGGAUUAUUUUGGAGUCGUUUUCAUGGACAAUUGGAUAGGUAUGAUAAAGAUGAAAAGGUGUUGGAAGGCCUCCAUCCUCCCCCAAAUUUGAAAAGCUUAACAAUCGCAUGGUAUGGAGGAAAGAAAUUCCCCUCUUGGGUUAAUGAUUUGUCGCUAUUUCACAAUCUGAUUCAUAUCAUAUUGAAUUCGUGUGAGGAAUGUGAAGAAGUUCCCACUCUCGGGCAUUUACCCUGUCUUAGGGUUCUUGAAAUAGAAGGAAUGGGGAAGGUAAGAAGUAUAGGAAGUGAGUUUUACGGUAACAGUGAUGGGAGUUAUAGAAAUGCUACUACAUUAUUUCCGGCAUUGAGAAUACUCAAAUUGGAGUACAUGAGUAAUCUAGAAGAGUGGAAGGAUGCAGGUGAGGUGUUGUCGGUGUUUCCUUGCCUUGAGGAGUUGACCAUACGAUACUGUGAGAAACUGAGAUAUUUGCCAGACUCACUGCAUACCUGCAUUUCCCUUUGGGAUUUGGUAGUAGUGCGUUGUACUAACCUGAGGUAUUUGCCAAGUGUCCCGUCAGUUAUUCGACACUUGGAGAUAAUAGGGUGUGAUAUUGAUGAACUACCCAUGAAGCUACAAUUCUGUACAUCUCUUCAAUAUUUGAAGAUUGAGAAAUGUCUGAAUCUGAAAUUUAUUCCAGAAUCACUGCGCACCUGCCAGAAGUUUGUAGUACAGGAUUCUCCUGAGCUGAGGUAUUUGCCAGAUGUCCCGUCAGGUAUUCAACACUUGGAGAUAAUAAGGUGUGGUAUUAAUGAACUACCCAGUGGGCUACAAUCCUGUGCAUCUCUUCAGUAUUUGGAGAUUAGGAAAUGUCAAAAUCUGAAAUCAAUUCCAGAUUUAGGGGAAGUAUUUCAUUCUCUUAUUAAUUUAAAAAUUAGCAACUGUCCUGAUCUAAGACUGAAGCUUUUGCGAGAAGGCCGCUUAAAGACUUUGGUAAUCGGUGGGUUUAUUGAAGAGUUGGAUGCUUUCCCAAGUCUGCGUUAUCCUUUCAUUCAAUACUCACACACGUCCCUCAAAAAGCUAAUAUUGCGUGGGAGGCCUACACUCAACUCUCUCCCGAACGAAAUUCAACUCUUCACUGCCCUUGAAGAGCUGCGGAUACAGAACUUUAACGGAAUGGAAGCUUUGCCUGAUUGGCUAGGCAAUCUUUCUUGUCUUCAAAAGCUGUCUCUUGACUAUUGCAAAAAGCUGAUAGAAAAGAUGGGCAGAAGGGAGCGGCGUUGA